Molecule: messenger RNA, 704 nt
Organism: Gongylonema pulchrum
Lineage: Eukaryota; Metazoa; Nematoda; Chromadorea; Rhabditida; Gongylonematidae
Source: the annotation of a GenBank genome assembly
AUGGAACCAUUUAUAUCAUUAUUGCAUGAAAGUGGUGUUUUCCCCACUACUGAUCUCAAAAAACUUAGCAAUUUUUCGGCAUCUUUUUUGCAAAAAAUUGUACAGAACAAGGCGUCUCAUUUGGUGGAAACAUACAGUGAUUUUCUUGAUCUCCUCUCAGCAUAUAAUACGUUGCUAUGCCAUGGUCUUACAGCAUUUGCUUACUAUUUACAAGCAUUAGCUGCUCGAAACACAACAAUCUCAGCGUUGAUCGAAUCCAGUGCGAUCCUCAAAGAAGCUUAUUUUCUUCCAACAAUUUCCAGACCCACAGAUUUAAAGUAUCACAAAUUGGAUGCACUCAUUGCGCUGCUCAAGAAAACUCGUUCACGUUAUGGGAAACAGCAACAAAAGACGAUCUCUGAACAAUCAUUACGAGAUAACGUAUGUAAUGUUAUUAUCAUGCCAUGCGGAACUGAGAGUACGGCACUGAACAUCGAAUGUGUCGAUCUGCUGAUAUGUCUCGAUGAGGGGUUCGUUUUUUCAGCUCCAAAUUUUAAAAAUAUCUACAGUUUUGCGACGGCUGAGGGAGUUGUUGAUUGUGUUCAAGAAGAAUGCAUUAAAGGUGCCCAGCUCUGUAACGAUGUAUUGUAUAUGCUGCCAGCGAAUCCAGUUCCUGAAAUCAUCGAAUUUUGGGCGGAAAAGAACGACAAAAAGUCCGUUUGAUG